UCACUUCCGUUGACUUCCAAUCUCCAAAGAGCUGUGGAAAAGUCAACAAUGACGAUGUUUUCUGCUGAUCGUACAGAAUUUCAAUGCGUUUAUGGAAAUCAUGGAGCCGCAGAACAAACAAUUAUUAUUCUUCACCAUGAUCCACUCCACGGCAGCCGCCGUUCUCGCAGUCAUUAUCACAAUCUCUCAACUCCAUCCUCUGUCUGCAGCAACAACGAACACGCUCAACCAAGGGGACGCCUUGAAUCCCUCUGAUUAUUUGGUUUCCACCAAUGGCCGCUUCGUGAUGGGGUUCAUGAACCGGAGCUACUUGGGGAUAUGGUUUAACUCGUCCGUUUACGAUUCCACGGGCCACCCCGUUUGGGUUGCUUCCAGAGAUCGACCUCUGUUUCAGAAUCCAGGAGCGUUGACGAUUGACACCUCUGGAAAGUUGAAAAUUCUGCAGGACGCCGGGGACCCGGUCGAGAUAUACUCCGGGAAUGGAAACCCAACUCAGGGAAACGUUUCGGCCGUUCUUGAAGAUUCGGGCAACUUGGUGAUCAAAGAAAAGGGGGAAGUUUUGUGGCAGAGCUUUGAUCAUCCGACUGAUACUCUUUUGCCCGGGAUGAAAUUGGGGUUCAGCAAUAAAACAAGGGAGGAGAAGAGAUGGAAGCUGACUUCUUGGCUGGAUGAGGAAAACCCGGCCCCUGGAGCAUUCACUGUGGAGUGGGAUUAUAGUACCCGCCAACUGCUUGUUAAAAUGCGUGAAUCAGUUUUCUGGAGGAGCGGGGUGCUAGAUGCUAACAGCAGGAAGUUUCGGGCGACUCGUGCUCGUUUCCUGGAUGAAGUGCACAGAUUCUUCAAUUUCACCACUGUUUCUGACCCGGGCGAGGAGUCCUUCAGCUACGAGUUCUAUGACGAGGGGUUGGCUCCCUGGAGGAGCAACGAGUCGCAAUGGGUUAUGGGUUAUCAAGGAACCAUACAAGACGCUCGAACUCAGAUCAUGGUUUUGUAUUUCGAGAACUGUGAUGGGAAUAGGAAUGAGGAGAAUGGGUGCGAGAGAUGGGACUCAGGGCCAACAUGCAGCCGACGUCCUGGGGAUCGGAUGCUACUGAGAGCUGCUCGGACUUUUGGAUUAUCAGAUGUGCGGAACCGUAAUCUUAAUCUAAGCUUGGCUGAUUGCAAAGAACUGUGUUGGAGGAACUGCAGCUGUAAUGGAGUUCAAGUUCGAGAUGGAGAUGCAUGGAACUUCAGAGGCUGCAUCUUUUAUACAGGCACUUUAAGUUUCCAGGAUUUGCGAGGGAAUGAAGGGCAAGUUUAUGCGAUUCUUCCAGCUCCUCCAUCUCCAAAACCAAGCAAGACGUGGAUAUGGAUCAUCGUUGGUGUCACUGGUGGUCUACUCAUAAUGGUCACAGGCUUCUUGUUGUACCUGAGAUGGAGAAGACAGAAGUUACAUGAGAAGUUUUUGAAAGAGCUGAUGACAAUAGACAGACCAAGUGAUGCAUCUCCACACGAAGAUAAUGGAAACUCAAAGGACGACAACAGUCUGCAAGUCUACACAGCUUUGUCAAUCACAAAUGCGACCAACUCCUUCUCUUUGAAUAAUAAACUUGGAGAAGGGGGAUUUGGACCCGUUUACAUGGGGAAAUUGAAGGAGGGACAGGAAGUAGCGGUGAAGAGGCUUUCGAGAACAUCAGGGCAAGGACUAGUUGAGUUCAAAAAUGAGCUCAUCCUCAUAGCUAAAUUGCAACACUCAAACCUUGUUAGGCUUCUUGGUUUCUGCGUUCAAGGAGAAGAAAGGAUGCUGGUGUAUGAAUACAUGCCGAAUAGAAGUCUGGAUUCUUUCAUCUUCGAUGAAUCGAAAAGGAAGAUGCUGGGUUGGAAGGCCCGUUUUAACAUAAUUGAAGGAAUAGCUCAAGGCCUACUUUACCUGCACAAGUACUCUAGAGUCAGAAUAAUUCACAGAGAUCUGAAAGUGAGCAACAUAUUGCUGGACAAGGACAUGAACCCCAAGAUAUCUGAUUUUGGGAUGGCAAGGAUUUUCAAACCUGAUGACGCAGCUCAAGAUAACACCAGAAGAAUUGUUGGCACUUAUGGAUACAUGUCUCCAGAGUAUGCAGCAGAGGGCACUUUCUCAGUGAAAUCCGAUGUCUACAGUUUCGGAGUCAUAGUUCUCGAAAUAGUGACCGGCAAGAAGAACCACAGGGCUUACCAUUCUGAUCGCCCCCUCAACCUCGCUGGCUAUGCAUGGGAGCUGUGGACCGAUGAUGAUAGCGAUGCUCUGGAACUAUUGGACCCAGCGGUGAACGGUUCGUCAGCUGGAGAGGAAGGUGAUGGCUGCAGAGAUGAAGCCUUGAGGUGCAUUAACAUUGGACUGCUGUGCGUGCAAAAUGACCCACGAGACAGGCCGGUAAUGGGAGAUGUACUGUCCAUGUUGACCAACGGGAGCCAGCAGCUGCCGAUGCCGCUGCAGCCGGCGUUCUACCUUGGACGAUACGGAGGAGGGACAAGCACUAGCAGUGAGAACUAUACCGGUGAAGAAGAGCACCAGAGCAAGAGACUGUUUUCAGUGAAUGAGUUAUCCUUGUCCACUAUGCGCCCACGGUAGUAGUAGACCGAGAAGCAGGAGAUUUAAUGUGAUGAACAGGGACGGCGCGUUCAAGUGGAAGCAACUGUGGAAGGUACUGGCGGAGCAAUUCGGGAUCGAGAAGCAGUGAAUGGAGGAUGCGGAGGGGCGGCGGAGAUGAUGAAGGUGAAGGAGAAGGUGUGGGCGGCGGCAGUGUUAUGUAGAAGGAAUAAGAAAAGAUGAGGGAGAAGGGUGUUUAGCAUUUUUCCUAAAAUAUAAAUUAAAAACAUUUACUUAUUUA
This is a messenger RNA of Linum tenue, 2846 nucleotides long. NCBI's taxonomy places the organism in Eukaryota, Viridiplantae, Streptophyta, Magnoliopsida, Malpighiales, Linaceae. The record is from the annotation of a GenBank genome assembly.